AUGAAUACCGAAUACGAUUAUUUGUUCAAAUUAUUGUUGAUUGGUGAUUCCGGUGUUGGUAAAUCUUGUUUAUUGUUAAGAUUUGCCGAUGAUACCUAUACCAACGACUAUAUAUCCACCAUCGGUGUUGAUUUCAAGAUCAAGACUGUUGAGUUAGAUGGCAAAACUGUUAAGCUACAAAUUUGGGAUACUGCCGGUCAGGAAAGAUUCAGAACUAUUACAUCUUCUUACUACCGUGGUGCCCACGGUAUAAUUAUCGUUUACGAUGUAACAGACCAAGAAUCCUUCAACAACGUCAAGACAUGGUUGCAAGAAAUCGACCGUUUCGGUACAGCUGGUGUGUUGAAGUUACUAGUUGGUAACAAGAACGAUUUGACAGAUAAGAAGGUGGUUGACACCGAAGUUGCUAAAGAGUUCGCAGAUUCUAUUGGAAUUCCAUUCAUCGAAACCAGUGCACUAGAUUCUUCUAACGUUGAGGAGGCCUUCUUGAUCAUGACCAAGCAAAUCAAGGAAAGUGUCGCCAAACAACAAAAAGAUAAUGGUAGAGCUGAAGACAAGUCCAACGUCAACUUAAAGGGCCAAUCAUUGACUGGAUCCAAUGGUGGUUGUUGCUAA
This is a messenger RNA of Kluyveromyces lactis, 615 nucleotides long. RefSeq names its product Rab family GTPase YPT1 (gene YPT1). Bases 1 to 615 code for a protein of 204 amino acids. The record is from RefSeq and is a predicted model, not a curated record. The transcript has a single exon. NCBI's taxonomy places the organism in Eukaryota, Fungi, Ascomycota, Saccharomycetes, Saccharomycetales, Saccharomycetaceae. Gene Ontology annotation, molecular function: GTP binding; GTPase activity.